Aplosporella prunicola CBS 121167 is the source of this 966-nucleotide messenger RNA. RefSeq lists its product as uncharacterized. Lineage: Eukaryota; Fungi; Ascomycota; Dothideomycetes; Botryosphaeriales; Aplosporellaceae. The record is from RefSeq and is a predicted model, not a curated record. The transcript is spliced from 2 exons. Gene Ontology annotation, biological process: maturation of SSU-rRNA from tricistronic rRNA transcript (SSU-rRNA, 5.8S rRNA, LSU-rRNA). Gene Ontology annotation, cellular component: nucleolus. Bases 1 to 855 code for a protein of 284 amino acids.
AUGGCCAUUUUACUGGGAAAGAGGAAGCGCGUGGAGCCCAAGGUCGAGAAUGCCAAGAAGCCUAAGCCUAAGCAGGCCCCGGAACCGGCAGAUGAUGCGGAGGACUUGAAGGCUAUUUUUGCGCGCGCAUUUGAGGCGAAGUUCAAGCCUCUUGAUGGCGCAAAGAAGUCUGAGGCUCGGGCUCAAGCUCCCGAACCUGCAGUUGAGGAAGAGAAAGAUGAGGAGGAGGACGACUGGGAAGGCAUUUCUGAGGAGGAGGAUGCGCCAAAGGUCGAGGUUGUCGAGCACACAGGACCAGUUCACAGAGAGCGAGCAGACAAGUCUGAACUGAAAGCGUUCAUGUCUUCCAAACCCCCCUCUUCCGCGGCCCCCGCCACGAAUAAACCAACCAAGGCCGGCGGAGACAACGGAGAAGAGGGGGAAGGAGAAGCCAUGAAUCUUAAGAAUGAUUUGGCGCUUCAGCGUCUUCUGAAGGAGUCCCAUCUUCUGGAUGCAAACGACAUCCUCAGCGGCCCGACAGGGAAGAGCCGGCACAAAGCUACCGACAUGCGUCUCCAAGCCUUGGGCUCGAAGAAGUCAAUUCUACAUCAAGAGAAGAUGCCCAUGUCACACCGGAAGGGCAUAGUCGCCAAGGCAGCCGCGAAGGAAUCAAAGCGACGACAGGAGGCGAAGGAAAAUGGUAUCAUCCUCGAGAAACCGACGAUGAAGAAGGUGGAGCAUAAGAAGAGGGAGAGGGGUGUUGGUGGGCCGGACGUUGGUCGGUUUAGCGGUGGCACGCUGAGGUUGAGCAAGGCAGACAUAGCGAGUAUUUCAGGACCCAGCAGAGGUUCGUGUGGGAAAAGGGGAAGGAGAUGAAUGUUCAAGAAAUAAUUCCAGAUACCCAGCGAAGAUGGGACAAUUUAUUAGGAGUAACGGCAUCACAAUAACUUUAUUUCUUGUAUAGACAUAGCGAGAGUGAACACCACG